Messenger RNA from Monopterus albus (swamp eel), 3533 nucleotides. RefSeq names its product fibroblast growth factor 24 (gene fgf24). Gene Ontology annotation, molecular function: growth factor activity. The transcript is spliced from 5 exons. Bases 780 to 1412 code for a protein of 210 amino acids. The record is from RefSeq and is a predicted model, not a curated record. NCBI's taxonomy places the organism in Eukaryota, Metazoa, Chordata, Actinopteri, Synbranchiformes, Synbranchidae.
UUACCCUAUCAGGUGCAAACCGCUGACAUGUUUCCACCCACCAACAACAAAAAAGCCUCUCUUUGCCCAAAUCUCGAGCCGCAGACGCACAAACACCACUGACAGGCACUGCUGCGCCAUCAUCAGCCCCAAAACCUCUCCAGGGAUCCUUUGCUGUCUCUGCGAUUUCCACACAGCAACAAAACUUUUGCAUGCUUGGGUGAAAUUAUUUGCCCACUUUUAAUGACUUGUCUUUUUUUGUGGAAGGGCGUUGCAUUAUCAACCGCUUUUACGUGUUUUUCUCGCAGCUACUGGUGAAAUAAAAAUGACCCAUGCAAGGUGUACAAAUCCCCCGCAGGUAAACGGGAGGAGUUGAAGCGUUUGUGAUCACUGGAUUGGGAUUGUAGGACAGCUCGUAGUUUAAAGGUGCGAACACCUCGAAGGAUAUACUUUAAAGAGGGGCUUUUUAAGAGGCAGAGCUCUGAAUCUUUUCCACGCUUGGCACCGGUUUGCGGAGACUGUAGGAUUUCGAGGAGCAGAAGAGACUGAGCUGAAAAAAAAAUCUUCUGAAUAAUUCCCCCCAACAAGGAAGCACCUAAUGCGGCACUCGAUGUCCCUGCUGCUGCUCUCCAGUGAUCCACUCUUAUUCUGGGAUUCAAUCUACUUACCACAGCGGUGGUGUCCGUAAAGGACGCGCAGGGGAGCGAAGAGAGAGAGAGGGGAGGCGAUUUCGCCAACCUUUCCUUGGGCUCUAAAUCUGAGGAAGCAGGUGUAUUUCAGGUGUAUUACUCCAAGUCAAGAUGUCUCUGCUGCCUUCGAGGUUCAUUUACCUGUGUUUACAUUUUCUCGUGCUCUAUUUCCAGCUACAGGAAUCCCACCAGAGUUCUGCUGAUUUCAGGUUUUACAUUGAAAACCACACGAGGAACCCGGAUGACCUGAGCCGGAAGCAGGUCCGGAUCUACCAGCUGUACAGCAAAACCACAGGGAAACACGUUCAGAUUUUGGGGAAGAAAGUCAAUGCCAACGGAGAUGAUGGGGGCAAGUAUGCUCUUCUUGUUGUUGAGACAGAAACCUUCGGGAGCCACAUUCGAAUAAAAGGAAAAGAGAGCGAACAUUAUAUUUGCAUGAACGAAAAGGGCAAAGUAGUUGGAAGGCCUAAUGGAACGAACCAGGAGUGUGUCUUUAUUGAGGAAUUCCUGGAGAACAACUACACAGCGCUUGUGUCCGCCAAGUACAAAGGAUGGUACCUUGGUUUCAACCGGAAGGGGCGGCCCAAGAAAGGCUCGCGGACCACGCAGAGGCAACAGGAAGUUCACUUCAUGAAACGCCAACCGAAGGGCAGGAUGAACCCACUGGAGGAAUUUCGUUUCACCACAGUAACUAAGCGGACACGAAGGGCUCGGCGAUUAAAACCCAACCCCAGGAGGAACUGAUGGGCCCAAUGGGACAGCACAAAUUUUCCUUGGGGGAGAAAAAAAAAACUGUAACUGAAAAUCUCAAGUUUCUUGUCUUAAAAAAAUCACCUUAAAGACUUCACUUCUGUAAAGGAACAGUGGACAAAAAAAAACAAAAACAAAGUCAAAGAUGUUUUAUUUUUGUAUUUCAGGACGACUGAAUAUUUCCUAACUCUUGGAUUCUUCUGGGUUGAUGUCACUGUGCUAUCGUGUCUGUCAUGUUAUUUAUACUGGAUAAACUAACGGACCACUGAGAGAACUCCUGUCGUCGUUGACCUCAGCUACGCUUGAACUGCCAGCUGAAGGCAUACUUUCUUUCUGACAAUGGGGGCUGAAGCAGGAGCGGCGCCACGUUAUAAAAAUCAGCCAGCUAGAGAUUUAUUGGAAUACCUGUCGGUUUUUGUUUGUGUUGCCCCUGACAAUGCCGAUCCCAUACUUUCCACUGGAAUCAGACACCAUGGAGAUGAAAUGGAGAGAGGUGGCAGUCGCAGGUGACACUGUGCUGCCGGGAUAAUGUGUGGCUCUGAGUGCAAUAUUUUACAGAUCUCUCUCUUUAUCUUCCUCUUUGUUUUCCAUAUGUCUCUCAACCUCAGCUUCACUCAUGGCUCCUGGAAUGCAUUGAACCCUCCGAGUACUGUGUGUGAUUUCCGUGACAUUUCCAUGCAGCCUGUGAUUCAGCUAAAACACAACAUGCUUUGACUAGUCAGGCACCAGCCUUGGCUUCAAUCUUAUAUAAACACACACAGAAAAACAAUAUAAACUAAAAGAAAUAACAGUUCACGUGAUUCAUAAUUCCACAAAGUCUUCCAACUUCAUUGCAUUUGGGUGACGGAUGUUAAUCCCUUUCGUCUCCCUUUCAUCUCCCCUUGGACUCACUUUCUUCGUCACAGGUUUCAGAGGAAGCUUCGAUUCGAUGAGUGGGAGCUAGCUAUUAUUUUGGGGUUGGUGAUGAAAGCCUCUUUUAGACAGAGAUUCCACUACAUUGCCAUUAAGGUGUCCUUUUUUUAUUGUGGCUUUACCUGUUCACACUGAACUAAAAAAAAAAACAAAAAGCAAAAAGCCAGCAUAUUGCCGCCUCGUCUUCUUUUUACACAGAUACCAGUGUCCCGGUACUAGAGCGCACCAGUAAUAUUGUUGCUUUCAAAUCAACAGUGGUGGGUGAACAGAGCAGGGAUGUGCUUUUGCUCAUCCUCCACAUUUACAACGUGAUUCGGACUCAAAGUUGUUGUUUAACAUUUUAAUGAUUAUGAUCAAAGAUUUUGGUUCAUGCGAACAACAUUAAAAUUUAAAUCCCCCAGUGGUGCAUCACAGAAACAACACUUCAACAAAACUUCACAAACGUUCAACUGCAACCCCCUAAGCCACCUUUCACCUUCUUCAGAUGGGCUGAGGCGGAACAGUUGCGCCGAUUUUACUACCUCUCGUGGUGGAAUAAAGGAAGGUCAACACUGACCCAGAGCGGCAUAGUGGAAAAUUGGCAGUGUAACAGUCUUCCUCUACCUCCUUGUUCUUUUUAUCUUUAGUCUGACUGUCUGUCUACAGUUAAUCUCAUGAAACAUUCAACUUGAACUGGGUUCUAUUUUGUUUUCCAAAUUAUCUUUUGACUGUGAGUUUGUCUUCUUUACGUUCAUCCUCACAGGACGAACUUCUCCAAGAUGCUUUUGGGAAAGGCCUGUGGUGGUUUGUCAGAUCACUGAUCCACACACAACAAUACUGUAGCACAUUCACCCCUAAUCACUCCAUAAAUCCAUGACAGUUACAGUAGGCCUUCUCAGAAACCCAGAAAACCAGCAUGUCCAGGAUUCAGGGAACAUUUUCAGUAACGUGGUAGAGUUUGAGUGUGAAUCCUAAAGGGAAACAUUUGUUCUUCUGUCGUUCCCUCUCUCAAUGACAAAAACUCCAGCCUCUUUUCACCAAUAGCAUGUAUUCACCUGCCUGCUGGCAGGUUUUUGUAUGAGUUGCUACUAACAACAUGACACAUUUAUGAUUUUUUUUUUAAACAAAUGUAAGCAAAAAUAAUUUUAUGACUAUUAUUAAGAUAUUUAUUGUCUCCCUUUGUAAAUAAAAUGUGAUGAGUUUUAUUUGGCCGCUGUUAAUAAA